AUGGCUUUCAACGUCCUCACGACCAACGCAGUCGAUCUGCAACAACAACUUGAACAGAAGAUGGUCACAAGCACCCAAAUUGUGGAAAUCUACUUGACGCAAAUAGAUCGCUAUGAGCCUGCACUCAAUGCAUUGAUCUCGCUUGCUCCGCGGGACAAAGUCAUCGCAGUCGCUAAAGCUCGGGAUGAAGAGCGCGGGAAUGGACAAAUUCGGAGUCCAUUUCAUGGCAUCCCAAUCAUUUUGAAAGAUAGCUUUAUUACAGCAUCGGAGCUGGGCAUGAACACCACGGCUGGAUCGUAUGCUUUCCUCGGGGCCAAGGCGUCAAAGAACGGAAGUAUCACUCAGCGGCUGAUCGAUGCGGGCUUGAUUAUCCUUGGGAAGGCUAACAUGACCGAAUUUGCUGGCAUGAAAAUGACCAUGAUGAUGCCCGGUUGGUCUGCUCAUGGCGGCCAAACUCUAUCACCGUAUGUUGGAAAGAUAGAGGAUAAUGAGAAGAUACUUGGUCACUCAGCUCCUGGGGGCUCAUCAACUGGUUCUGCGGUUGCUGUAGCCGCUGGGUUUAGCCCUCUUGCUAUGGCUACUGAGACUAUAGGCUCCAUCGUGACUCCAUCAACACGUGCCGGUCUGUACGCACUUAAGUUCACUACCGGGGUCCAGGAUACUACUGGGUUAUACACCAUGACGGAGUUCUUCGACAGUCCGGGCCCUAUGGCAAAAUCAUCAGUUGACAUUCGCGUUCUUUCUGAGAUUCUGCUCAGUCGUUUAUUUGAUUUCUCCCAAGUUGGCACUUGGGAAGGCCUUUCGGUGGGCUUCCUGGACCCAAAGAUUUGGAGCAUGUCAUCGGACUUUUGUACGCAAUAUGAGGGCACAGCAGAGCAAAUGUUGGACGAGUACGAAGAGACGGUUUCUGCUCUAAGAAAUGGAGGCUGUCUUCUUAAAUAUCCAGUAUAUUGCAAGGAUCCCUCAGCCUUACCGAACAACAUACUGCCAAUCGCCUAUUGGGACUUCAAGAAUGUCUGUAUUCCUGGAUUUAUUGGAUUAUUCGACGAGUGCUCUGUGAAAAGCGUUGCAGAUAUUGUCAACUUCAAUAAGGAAAACAGCGAAAUAGCCCUUCCUGCACCAUUUGCCGAGCAGAAUGACCUAGAAGGGGCGAUGAACACCUCUGAGACAAAGGAAAAAAUAGAUGACAUGAAGCAGGGCCUUCGCAGGGCCGCAAGAGAUAUUCUGGAUAGCCUUUUUGACAAGGAAAAAAUCAAUAUUCUGGCAGGUCCCGGAGACUCCUCGUUAUGUGUUCAUGCUUCGGCUGCAGGGUAUCCUGUCGCCACAGUCCCAGUAGGACAGCUUCGCUACAAUGAUCGGCCGUUCGGUCUAUGUCUGGUGGCCAUGGCAAACGAGGAGGAAAAUUUAUUGCGGUUCAUGAGAGAGUACGAAAGAGUUGCUCAGUCUCGUCCAGUUCCGAAAGUUGGAAUGAACAUGGCUUAG
This is a messenger RNA of Penicillium longicatenatum, 1482 nucleotides long. RefSeq names its product amidase signature enzyme. Bases 1 to 1482 code for a protein of 493 amino acids. Lineage: Eukaryota; Fungi; Ascomycota; Eurotiomycetes; Eurotiales; Aspergillaceae. The record is from RefSeq and is a predicted model, not a curated record. The transcript is spliced from 7 exons.